Periconia digitata is the source of this 279-nucleotide messenger RNA. The record is from the annotation of a GenBank genome assembly. Lineage: Eukaryota; Fungi; Ascomycota; Dothideomycetes; Pleosporales; Periconiaceae.
CUUGAUCGCGGCGUCUCAAGCAAUCAUUACAAUUUCGUGCGAGUACAUGUUGGCGGAAGCAGCGCGUGUCUACGCGAGACAAGAAUGCGUGCUAGCUUUUUAUGCAGCUACGUAGUACUGAAAUGUAGUUGUAAAGACUGGCCCGGCGCCUACAUUAAAACAACAACUCCUCUUAAAACUUUUUUUUGUAACUGCCUACUUUCCGUGCAACAUUUUCCUAUUAGCCUUUUGAGUGUAGGAAACACUUUAACUUCCAACCCAAAAAAAAAAACUUUAUAA